AGAGGGAGGAGAUAACCGGGGCUCGCCGCGAGCCUUCGAGAGCAGCGGCCGCGGAGGAGGCGGCGGCGGCGGCGGGCGAGAGCGGCGGUGGCACAGGCUCGGAGCCAGCCCGGCGCGCGUUGCUGGGCGCCCUGCGCGGCAGAGAGCUCGGCGGGCCGCGGAAUCCACGGGACAGAAGUGGACAAAGCAAGAUGGCAGGGAUCUUAGCCUGGUUCUGGAACGAGAGAUUUUGGCUCCCGCACAAUGUCACCUGGGCGGACCUGAAGAACACGGAGGAAGCCACCUUCCCACAAGCCGAAGACCUCUAUCUGGCUUUCCCCGUGGCCUUCUGCAUCUUCAUGGUGCGGCUCAUCUUCGAGAGAUUUGUAGCCAAACCAUGUGCCAUAGCCCUCAACAUUCAGGCCAGUGGACCACAAAUUGCUCAGCCCAAUGCCAUUCUGGAAAAGGUCUUCACCGCAAUUACCAAGCAUCCUGAUGAAAAGAGAUUGGAAGGCCUCUCCAAGCAGCUGGACUGGGACGUUCGGAGCAUUCAGCACUGGUUUCGACAGAGGCGCAAUCAGGAGAAGCCCAGCACCCUGACGAGGUUCUGUGAGAGCAUGUGGAGAUUUUCAUUUUCCCUCUACGUGUUUACCUAUGGAGUGCGAUUCCUGAAAAAGUCUCCCUGGUUGUGGAAUACAAGGCACUGCUGGUACAACUACCCAUAUCAGCCACUCACAACUGACCUUCACUACUAUUAUAUCCUGGAGCUGUCACUUUACUGGUCUUUAAUGUUUUCCCAGUUCAUUGAUAUCAAAAGAAAGGACUUUGGUGUUAUGUUCCUACACCACUUUGUAAGUAUUUCCUUGCUUUCCUUUUCAUAUGUCAACAAUAUGGCCCGAGUGGGGACCCUGAUCCUUUGUCUUCACGAUUCAGCCGAUGCUUUUCUAGAGGCUGCCAAAAUGGCAAAUUACGCCAAGUUUCAGAAAAUGUGUGACCUCCUGUUUGUCAUGUUUGCCAUGGUUUUUAUCACCACAAGACUGGCUAUAUUUCCCAUCUGGGUGUUAAAUACCACGUUAUUUGAAAGCUGGGAGAUCAUUGGACCUUUCCCUUCCUGGUGGGUUUUUAACCUGCUGCUGAUGCUAGUACAAGGGAUGAACUGCUUCUGGUCUUACUUGAUCAUAAAAAUAGCCUGCAAAGCUGUUUCAAGAGGCAAGGUGUCCAAGGAUGACCGAAGUGAUAUUGAGUCCAGCUCAGAUGAGGAGGACUCAGAGCCUCCAGGGAAGAACCCCCACACUGCGACAACCACCAAUGGCACCAGUGGUACCAACGGUUAUCUCCUGACUGGCCCCUGCUCUGUGGAUGAUUGAUUCCCCCAAACGACAAGUCCCGAACAAAGUGAACUGUUUGUUCCUGGAAGUAUUUAAUAAAUUGCCAAUGCAGUUGCUUUCAUAAUAUCUCAGCACCCGAAACAAAAUCAAAGCAUUUUGAAUAGUGCACUGCCAUGUGUCCUGUCUGUGAAUGAAGAAGAAUUACCAUUCUAUGUAGGCAUGCUGUAUGUAACUGACACAAGGGAACAGUAUUUGCAUUUGUACUGUCUUAGCAUAUUAUUUAUUUUUUGUAUUUGUUUGUAAAUCUAUGGACAACAGAGAGUUUCCUCACUCCUUUUCCUCUCUGGGUUCGUGACAGUGAAGGAGAUGCUUCAUCUGCGUCUGGCCCUUUCUCUUGCUGUGGUCCCAUGUGCCGUGCCUGAGCAUCAGCUUAAUUUGUCACUUAGUAUAAGCAAAGCCCAGUGCAGAAUUCUCGCACAGCUCUGAAUAGGUUUGCUUUCUUUGUGUCCCUGUGCCCAUUUUGAAAUGGCCUGUGUAGUUCCAGCGACUGUUUAAAAAGGAUGAGCUAGGUUUCUAAUUGUCAUUCUUCAUGGUCAAUUAGCAGUUCAAAUUAAAGACGACGGUCAUUGGAG
Otolemur garnettii (small-eared galago) is the source of this 1939-nucleotide messenger RNA. RefSeq names its product ceramide synthase 6 (gene CERS6). Gene Ontology annotation, cellular component: membrane. The record is from RefSeq and is a predicted model, not a curated record. Gene Ontology annotation, biological process: ceramide biosynthetic process. The coding region runs from base 192 to 1346 and encodes 384 amino acids. Gene Ontology annotation, molecular function: DNA binding; sphingosine N-acyltransferase activity. NCBI's taxonomy places the organism in Eukaryota, Metazoa, Chordata, Mammalia, Primates, Galagidae. The transcript has 10 exons.